Hevea brasiliensis (rubber tree) is the source of this 1011-nucleotide messenger RNA. RefSeq lists its product as uncharacterized. Gene Ontology annotation, cellular component: membrane. Gene Ontology annotation, biological process: mitochondrial respiratory chain complex I assembly; response to oxidative stress. The transcript has 9 exons. Bases 98 to 652 code for a protein of 184 amino acids. NCBI's taxonomy places the organism in Eukaryota, Viridiplantae, Streptophyta, Magnoliopsida, Malpighiales, Euphorbiaceae. The record is from RefSeq and is a predicted model, not a curated record.
AUACUGAUCGUUUACCGCUCUACUUCAUUUCUUCUGUGCUUGUUGCUUCUUCAAUUAUGGGGUCCAAUUGAUUUCUCGAAAGAGUUUACAGAAGGAGAUGGCAAAGCUGUUUUCUAGAAUUGCUGGGUUCUUCACCAGCCGGAAUUUUGUUGGUGUGGACAAGGCAGGGAACCGCUACUUCACUAGAACAGAAGAGAUCGAUGGCAUCAUAAAGGAGAAGAGAUGGGUAAAAUUCAAAGGAGAGGAGGAUCCAACCUCAAUUCCAGUUGAAUGGAUUUGCUGGUUGAAUGGGCAGCGUAAAAAGCCUCCAACUCCUGAGGAAAUGAUUGAACUUGAAGCUAGGCGUGAACUUACGAGGCAAAAUGUUGCUCUUCUCAAGAAAGAAGAUGAGGAAAGAAGAGCCAAAGAAGGCAGUUCUCGCAAAACUGUUAGCACUGGUAAAGUUGGAGGUCCAGACUUGAAAAGUUUCAUACAGCAAUUUCCCACUGCUUCAGAAGGUGAGAAGCCUGAUGAGGAAUCAGAUGCAAUGGAUAAAGUGAGAAAAAGAGAAGCAGAAGCAGAGAAUGCAAAAGAAGAACCUGUGCCAGCGUCUUCAGAACCAUCAGGAUCUGGUGCAACCUUCAGGCCAGGGACAUGGCAACCACCAACAUGAUAUGGCUUCAAACGUUACUGGUCACCCCUACGACAUAGUUUUUUGCUAGUAAGAUCCUGGUUUUUUGGCCACUCCAAUUUUUUUAUAACAAAAAAAUUUACGGGCCCAGAGUAAUGGGAUGAAUGAUUGACAGUUAGAACACAUGGUCUGGCAAAUUAGGCAUUCUUUAUCUGAAUCCUUUUGGUCAUACUGGGAUUUUGGGAGAGGGCCUUGCGUCAUAGAUGUACUUGCUAAUUGCUAUUUCUUUCGUCAAUUUAUGAUUAUGAGGAUCACUUGAAGUUUUCUUCUCAUCAUUUUGUAUAACGGUAGAGCAACUAUCACAGUUUUGGAAAUGUGAUUUAGUAUUCUUUACUUUAUCA